This is a messenger RNA of Lactuca saligna, 1984 nucleotides long. NCBI's taxonomy places the organism in Eukaryota, Viridiplantae, Streptophyta, Magnoliopsida, Asterales, Asteraceae. The record is from the annotation of a GenBank genome assembly.
UCUAGAUAUUUAGAUGGAAGCGUACACAGGAAGCUAUUCUCAUAUUCAUUCUAAUUAGGCAAAAAUCAUAAAGGCAAAAAAGGCAUACAUCAUCUUUUUCAUUCAAUUAUGCUCGAUCUUCUCUUGAUUACUCCAUUUGAAGUUUUAUUACCAAAACGGAACACAUGAGUAAACAAGGAUUACAUAUUGCACAACCACAGAUAAAGGAAAGUCCACUUGAGUUUGACUCACCAUCAUCAGUUCAAGUUCCUAGGGAAGACCAGGAUAAUACACUUCUGUUUGAUUCUAGUUUUAGAGAAAGAAGGUUUUAAGUUAUUUUGCAGUGUCGCAUACCCCAAGUUUGAUACAUCAUCACGCACCACAGUUUCAAGGGAUAUCAAGAAGUUAUAUCGUGAUGAGAAGAAGAAAUUAAAGGAUUACUUUAUUAAACAUUCACAAAGAGUUUCCUUGAUGUACUUCGAUUCAAAAUGUUUGUUACAUGGUGUUGAUGGAACAUUUUAUAGACCAUCAAUGGAAAAUGCGAAAAAUGAUUUUGAAUUUUUGUCAAAUUCCUAAUCACAAAGGAGACACGAUAGGCAAAGCAAUUGCGACAUUCUUAAGAGGGUGCGGUAUCGAUAAGGUAUUUGCCAUUACAGUUGAUAAUGCAUCCUCUAAUAAUGUUACUAUUGUUCACAUCAAGAAACGGUUGCAAAUAUGGAAGACUGUGAUUUGUAAUGUUAGAUAUGCUAAAGCCUCUCCAAAAAGAUUAGGAAGAUUCCAAAGGUCUGUGAAGAAUAUGUGUAAAGAAGAAAAGGCUUUUAUUUGCUUGGAUGUGGCAACAAGCUGGAACUCAACAUAUUUUAUGUUGGAUCGUGCAAUAAAGUAUUCUGAUGCUUUCAAGUUGUUUGAAGAAGAAGAUAGAUUUUACAUGUAAUAUUUUACUAAUAAAGAUAGAAAUGGAAAUAGUUUAAAAGGACCACUGGCAUCUAAAGAUUGGGAGAAUUGUACCAUCUUUUGCAAGUUUUUGAAAAUAUUUUAUGAAGCUACUCCCAAGUUCAGUGCCUCUUUACUUGUUACUUCAAAUUCUUACUUUCAUGAAAUGUGCACUAUAUGUGGUAGAAUUAUGAAGUUGUGUGAUAGUGACCAGUCAAUCUUGAAGGAUAUGGCUUUUAAAAUGAAGAUCAAGUUUGACAAGUAUUGGGGUUAUACUGAAAAACAAAAUGUGCUUCUUUAUGUGGUUGUUGUUCUUGAUCCUUGAUACAAGAUGAGAUUUGUGAAAUUGUGUUUGAGGAAGUUAUAUAGUUCAAAGGAAAUAGAAACCAUCGUUGCGUAUGUAAACAACUCUAUGUCAAAUCUAUUAUGUCAUUAUUCUGAUGAAUUUAAACUAAAAAAUCCCCAAGUUAGUAGCACUCAAUGUGGUCCAUCUAUUUUUGCUCCAGAUAAAAGUUCAAUUGUAGUUGAUUCUGAUGAUGAUGAUGAUUUUAACAUGUUUGCUAUUGAUUUUGAAAAUGAAUGUGAGGAAGAUGAUGCUUUAGUUAAGACAAAUGAGCUUGAUAGGUACUUGGAAGAACGAAGUGAUGGGGAGAGGAAAAAUAAAAUUUUGAUAUACUGGAAUGGUGGAAAAUGUAUGCAUCUAAAUAUCCUGUUUUGACAAUGAUGGCUCGUGAUGUUCUCGCCAUUCAAGUUUCAAUAGUAGCUUCUGAGUUUGCUUUUAGUAUAGGAGGAAGGGUGCUUGAUUGCUUUCGAAGCUCUUUGGAUCCUACAAUGGUGCAAGCUCUGAUAUGUUGUCAAAAUUGGUUAACAUCUUCAUCUUUAACUUUAGAUAUGUCUUCUCUAAUGGAGGAUAUAGAAGCAUAUGAAUCUGUUGAUUCAGAUAAAAUAUUUACUUAAUUUUAUCAAUUUAUAAUUUUUAGUUAUUAAAUAUUUCUUUAUGUUGUAGAUAGUGUAUCUGAAGUUGUGGAUCUUGAAUAGAUUGUUAAAAUAUGCAACAUGUAAGCAAUUAUAG